This is a messenger RNA of Saccostrea cuccullata (small rock oyster), 3021 nucleotides long. Its product is annotated as neurogenic locus notch homolog protein 2-like. The transcript has 8 exons. Gene Ontology annotation, molecular function: calcium ion binding. The coding region runs from base 1 to 2865 and encodes 954 amino acids. Gene Ontology annotation, cellular component: plasma membrane; protein-containing complex. Gene Ontology annotation, biological process: establishment or maintenance of epithelial cell apical/basal polarity; heterophilic cell-cell adhesion. The record is from RefSeq and is a predicted model, not a curated record. Lineage: Eukaryota; Metazoa; Mollusca; Bivalvia; Ostreida; Ostreidae.
AUGGCUGAGUCAAUGUAUACAAUUCUAUUACUUUUAUGUAUUUUUGCAACUCAGAUUGUACAGGGCAGGAUAACCUUCUAUGUACACGUACACGAAGUGCAGAUCCCUGGGAAUAAACUCCAGGACGGGUCCUGUUGCCAGGAUGUGACUGGCAGUAACUGUACUAAGCUGUGUAAACCUGUACUCACUGUAUGUCUCAGAAAUGACAGAGAAACAUGUAAGGCGUCCUUUACCACGACGCUGGACAUGAACCGAGAUGACGUCGUCUAUGGUUCCAAACUAGGCAAUGCAACAAAUCCGUUGUUAUUCUCAGUAGACGAUUGGAUAAAAUACACAGACCAGCUGAUAUUUGAGGUCAGAGACAUGCAGAACUCCUCAUCUCCGCUCAUCUUCCACACCGAGGUGAACGCCAACAGUCUCUUAUUGGGACGGGACAUUUUCACCCCAUAUUACAAAUGGGAAACCUUAGUAGCGGCUCCUUAUUUACAUAACAAUAAUACCUUCAGGAUAAGAGUGACGUACAAAGCGUUUUGUUCAGAGGGCUACUAUGGAUCAGGGUGUAGGUAUUAUUGUCCAGGUAACCCACAAAAGUGUGUCAUCUAUAGACAGACAUACUGUAAAACAGGGUGGCAUGGCACAAACUGUGAUGAGGACUUCAAUGAAUGCGAUACAGCAGAUUUUUGUAGGCAUGGCAACUGUACAAAUACUAUUGGUGGCUUCCAUUGUUCCUGUCCCAUUUCCUCUUCCGGUCUGAGAUGCCGUUACGACGGGGAUGAAUGCAUAAUGGAACUCUGUAACGGUGGAGAGUGUGUCAAUCAAGUGAGAGGUUACGAGUGUCUCUGUAAAAAUGGAACCAUGGGUAAAAACUGUGAGAAUCUCACAGAUACUCAAUGCUCAAAUAGCACAUGUAAUAAUCAUGGAUCUUGCAGCGAACAAGACGGGAGAGCUGUGUGUUCUUGUAUCCCUGGAUAUACCGGAGCUGACUGCUCCUUCAAAGACUUCUGUUACAACAACCUCUGUCAACACGAGUCUACUUGUGUAAACGGAAAAAGAAAUUAUACCUGUCACUGUCCAAAAGGCCUCAUGGGUCCAUAUUGUAAAUCUGUGGAUCACUGCGCCAGUAAUCCUUGUCUUAAUUCAGGAAUCUGUACAAACACACUGACAAAGUAUCAAUGUGAGUGUGUGGAUUAUUUUUUCGGGACAACUUGCAGCGAAUACAAUUACUGUGGCGGAAAUUGUAGUGGAAAUGGUAUAUGUCACGUGGUUGGGAAUGGCCAUAACUGUACGUGUAACCCUGGAUUUCGAGGUAAGAACUGUGAAUACCGGGACUACUGCGUCAACAUCUCCUGUUCUAACCACGGUGAUUGCUACAGUGCGAGUAAUGGCUUUAUUUGUUAUUGUAAUAGAGGGUUCGGAGGCAAAACGUGUAAUCUGACAAAAUAUUGUAAAUAUAAUUCCUGUUCCAGGCCAUUUAUUUGUAACGACUAUAACAACAAUAGCUAUACCUGUGAGUGCCCAGUUGGCCUAUAUGGAAGUUCGUGUCAGUACGUUGACCGCUGCCACAAGAACCCAUGUGGAACAAACGGAAAGUGUUUGUCUCAGAAUGACACGUAUCAGUGUACAUGCAAUUCUGGUUGGACUGGCUUCAACUGUUCAGAGGCUGACUUUUGCAGCCCCAACCCAUGUCAAGAUAAUGGAAACUGCUCCUCUUCAUCAAAUAAUUUUACUUGUUCAUGUGAGACUGGGUGGGUAGGCAGAGAUUGUAGUCUCCCAGACCCUUGCCAGAACCACACUUGUAUAAAUGGAGAAAAAUGUUCGGUAGAAAUUGAGCAAAAGGUUCAAGUCCAUACAGGUUCCGAUCCUUUCUCGUUAAUAACACCAUCCACAGCCAUUAUAGAAGUUGCAACUGCUAAAUGUCAUUGUCCUGGUUUGAACUGUUCAAGAAGAGAUUAUUGUGCCUCGUUCCCUUGUAUGAACAACGGAACUUGCACAAAUGCAAAUACAACGUUCCUUUGUACUUGUUCAAAAAGCUGGUAUGGGAAAAGUUGCAGCUUUUAUGAUUUCUGCAGCUCGUCGCCAUGCUCAAAUGGCGGUGUUUGUCGUCUUAACUCUCAACAUAAUGACUUCUCAUGUGAAUGUACGACUGGUUGGGUCGGCAAAACAUGCCAAAGUCGCGAUGCUUGCCUAGCAACCCCAUGUGUUAACAAUGGUAUAUGCGCCAACGUCAACAACUCGUACUUUUGCACCUGUCCUUCAGAAUGGACUGGUAAAAAUUGCCAAUACUACAAUUACUGCACCCAACAUCCAUGUGGGGACAAUUCAACCUGUGUUAGCCAUGCUAAUUCGUACUCCUGUAAAUGUGAACCUGGGUUCAUGGGUCAGCAUUGUGACAUCAUUGACCGGUGCCAUUCCCAUCCCUGUCUCCACAACGGCACGUGCAUUUUGGAGCCGUACGGCUAUCGCUGUCACUGUCUAGGAGGGUACACCGGGGAUCAGUGUGAACGAGAUUUAGAUGAGUGUACGUUUGAUCUUUGCCCUGCUAAAUCAACAUGUUACAAUAAAGAUGGUGGAUACGAGUGUGUUUGGAAUAGAAGUCGGCGGCGAAGAAUUCCAGAAGAUUUGGGGAAUAAAUAUACGGUUAAUCUUUCUGUCAACAUUUCCACAUUUGAUCUUAAGAAAGUCAUCGCAGAUUUCCAUUCAACAUUUUCGGAAGAAUUUUGCUCACCAUCUCAAUAUACAGUCUUCAAACCAAUAAAAAUAGUAGUCCUUUCGAGUAACAACCAGCCAAUCAUAUUCCAAUAUUAUGCUUCAUGUCAGGGCAUUAUAAAACAUAGUGGGAUCCAUGAGUUAGAGGAAAAACCGUGAACAUUUAGUUUCCUAUCAUAAUGUGUACCAAGGAGAAAUCAAACUAUAUUAAACUAUGAACUGGCUUCAUUUAUUUUGUAGGUCAAGGAUACUAGUAUAUGCUCUCUGUUCCAAAACUUUCAUUCCGGAGCGAUAUCUCAAGCUUUUGCAGUGGAA